Hyla sarda is the source of this 1269-nucleotide messenger RNA. Its product is annotated as zona pellucida sperm-binding protein 3-like. NCBI's taxonomy places the organism in Eukaryota, Metazoa, Chordata, Amphibia, Anura, Hylidae. Bases 175 to 1269 code for a protein of 364 amino acids. Gene Ontology annotation, cellular component: extracellular matrix. The record is from RefSeq and is a predicted model, not a curated record. The transcript has 6 exons. Gene Ontology annotation, biological process: egg coat formation; binding of sperm to zona pellucida; positive regulation of acrosome reaction. Gene Ontology annotation, molecular function: acrosin binding.
GUAAGUUCGCUCCACUCUAGUGGGAACCAACCCUAAAUUUCCCAUAGUCCCCAGAGUUGUGGAGAGGCCCCAGGUGAUUAAUAUUACGGGUGGAGUCCUCAGGAGAGGAUGGACAACCUAUAAGUUGAGGGUGUCUACCACUUCCGCACUGAUGUAGUUCUUCCUCUGAUCACUAUGGGGCAGGGUGGACCUGGGGUGGUUUGUCUCGGACUCUUAGUUUUAGGUUUAGGCCAGGACUUUGCCGCCUCUAAGAGCCUGACCAGAGUUAAACACCAAGUAGAUUUACUACGUGUGCAAAACGAGGAGAUUGGGUGGAGUAGUAGCUCCAGGAGGUAUCCGGAUGGGGCAUAUCUCCCUGCUGGUGAGGUGGACCCUGGUUCACGAGCUCUGGGCUAUAACCAUUUAUACGGUAGGGGGCUAGUUGGGUAUUACUCGCGUGGGCUGCAAACCAGCCAGCUGAAGCCCCCCAUCAGUGUACAAUGUCAGGAGGGCAGGAUGCUGGUGACUGUGACCACAGAUCUCUAUGGGGAUGGGAGGUUGGUGAAGGCCUCCGAUCUCACCCUGGGGUCCCAAUCCUGCAGCGCUGGUCCUCAGAGUACAGACACCAUGGUGGUCUUCGACAUUGGGUUGCAAGAGUGCGGGAACAGUCUACAGAUGACCCCCGACUGGCUCAUAUACAGAAUCAACCUGACUGUGAACCCAAUAUCUGGUAACGAAAAUGUCGCCCGCGUUGGCCAAGCUGUGAUCCCCAUCCAGUGCGCUUACCCCCGAUAUCGUAAUGUGAGCAGUAAUGCCGUCAAGCCAACCUGGGUCCCUUUUGCCAGCACUGUGUCCUCGGAGGAGCGGUUGGUCUUCUCCUUACGCCUGAUGACGGAGGACUGGAGCGCCCCCAGGUCAUCCCUGGCCUUCACCCUUCAAGACGUCUUCUACAUUGAGGCUUCCUUGGAGGUCCAGAACCACAUCCCUAUGACUCUCUUCAUUGACAGCUGUGUGGCCACCACCUCUCCUGAUCCAAGCUCCAGCCCUAGUUAUGAGAUUAUUGCUUAUCAUGGGUGCCUGACGGAUGGAAGCCAUGAAGACUCUUCCUCUGCUUUCCGAUCUCCGAGACCCCAACAAGACAAGCUGCAGUUCACAGUGGAUGCUUUUCAGUUUGUUGACUCAAAGACCUCGACUAUCUACAUCACCUGUUCCCUGAGGGCGGCUGUUGACACCCAGAAACCAGAUCCCAUGAACAAGGCCUGCUCCUACAACAAAGCCUCUGACAAGUGA